Perkinsus marinus ATCC 50983 is the source of this 315-nucleotide messenger RNA. RefSeq lists its product as hypothetical. The transcript has 2 exons. The coding region runs from base 1 to 315 and encodes 104 amino acids. The record is from RefSeq and is a predicted model, not a curated record. NCBI's taxonomy places the organism in Eukaryota, Perkinsozoa, Perkinsida, Perkinsidae.
AUGCUUCGAAGUUUGCUCUUCUAUUGGAAGCUGAUCUCGAAGGGAUUACUGUGUAGGGCUCCUGAAACGUGGGAGACUAUUGAAGGCCACGAGCUGGAUGAAGUCUGGAUAUGUAUGAGGAACACAGACAUGAAGAUAAUGGUCAAUGGUCAAGGAGAGAACCCCGCUGAGGAUAACCAGAACGGUCCUGAUGGUGGCUUACUGAAGAUCAACAUGUGCGAGAAGAUGAGGAGCAACGGAGUUUACAAGAAGGUGAAGAGCAACAACGUCAACAUGAAGGAGAGAGAAGAGGCCUACAAGAAGCGGACAACUUAG